AACGUUCCGUAAAAUGACCAUAAUAGUUUUUUUGAUAGAUACCUCAGCUUCUAUGAAUCAAAGAGCUUAUUUAGGUGGACGCCCAACCUUACUCGAUGUUGCUAAAGGCGCUGUAGAGACAUUCGUUAAGGUACGUCAAAGAUCUCCAGAAAGUAGAGGUGACAGAUACAUGCUAUUAACGUUUGAAGAACCGCCUUCAAAUAUAAAGGCUGGAUGGAAGGAAAAUUUAGCAACAUUUAUGAAUGAACUUAAGAAUUUGAACUGUGUGGGAAUGACCACAAUGGGUGCUGCCUUAAAACAUGCAUUUGAUGUAUUGAAUAUUAAUCGAAUGCAGACUGGCAUUGAUACUUAUGGACAAGGGCGUUGUCCUUUCUUUUUAGAGCCUUCAGUGAUCGUAGUCAUCACUGAUGGAGGAAAACUUUCAAACAACAGUGGUGUCCAAGAGGAUUUCAAUUUGCCUAUGCAUUCCCCAAUACCUGGCUCUGAACUGACAAGGGAACCAUUCCGUUGGGACCAACGGCUAUUUUCACUUGUCCUUAGACUGGCAGGAACCCCUGCUAUUGACAGGGAUAUUGGACUCGUGCCCAGUGACUGCUCUCCAAUAGAUGCCAUGUGUGAAGUAACUGGAGGACGCUCAUACUGUAUAACAUCACAUCGUAUGUUAAUGCAGUGUAUUGACAGUCUGGUACAAAAAGUACAAAGUGGUGUCGUUAUCAACUUCGAAAAGAUUGGACCUGAUCCACUGCCUGUUACAAAUGAAGGUGGUAAAUCAGACCAGUCAGACAUAAUACUGUUAGAUGGUGAUGGAGACAGUAGGAAUGGAAUGGAAAAGGAUUGGGAUAGAGAAUAUUCAUCUCUAUCUGAAGAGGAAAGUGCAAACAAAAGUGGAAUAAGGCCAGGGAACAACCUGAUGCCCGCACUACCCCCUGCUAACAGCACUGCUUGGCAUUCCUGUAGAAGACUGAUUUAUGUUCCACGGUCUGCUCAGAAGGGAUUUGCAGUUGGAUUUUGGCCAAUACCAGAGUCAUUUUGGCCUGAUGUUAGUUCUUCAGCACUGCCACCAAGAUCUGCUCAUCCAAAUGUGAAAUUUACAUGCACUAGUCAAGAACCAAUGGCCAUAGAAAGCCUUCCAUUUGAUAAGUAUGAAUUAGAACCUAGUCCAUUGACACAAUACAUACUAGCUCGGAAGCAGCCAACAAUAUGCUGGCAGGUGUUCGUAGCAAACAGCUACAAAAAUUCAGAAGUUGGUCAUCCAUUUGGGUACCUGAAAGCAAGUACACAUCUUACAUGUGUGAACUUGUUUGUCAUGCCUUAUAAUUACCCAGUAUUGUUGCCUUUAUUGGACGAGCUAAUUAAAGUACAUCGAAUGAAACCAACAAAUGAAUGGCGCAUACAAUUCCAAAGCUACAUGCGCACAAUGCCUUCGUACUAUGCUGGUCCAUUAAGAAGAGCAUUAACUCGGAUGAAUGUACCAGGCAAUCUUGUACAGACACUGAUUCCAGAUACACUAGACAAUUCACUUAGUUAUAGUGUAUUGAAUUACUUGAAACGACUAAAGAAUCAAGCAAAAAUUGAGUUUGAUCGACUUUGCAGUGAAGUUGGAAGUAAGGCAGCAAAUGUAAAUAAUAGUGGGAAAGGUCUGUCUUCUCCGUCAGCAUCAAUAACGGAGGGAAUAAGAGUUACCGCUAGAUCUUCUCUCAAGAAGGAUCUUGUAUCACAUCCUCUGCUUCAAGAUAAAUUUACAUCAUUACGGGAGCAACUAAAUGAAUUUGGUGGUUUUGUUGUUGGUUUGGCGAGGGGAAAGAAUCAAAAAGGACGCCAAAGUUAUCGAAACCCUUUCGAUGUGCCUCGCCACUGUUUGCUGGAACAAGUGGUUCGUAUGAGAGCUAAUUUCCUUCAGUCUUCCCCUGCACAGACAAAGCUUGUGGAUGAUGAUUACCUCCAUAGCAUGCCUGUCGGCCAGAUGGGAAACUAUCAGGAGUAUUUGAAACGUAUGCAACCACAGUUGAGAGAAAUUGAAUCAACACCUGUUCGACAGCAUAUGUUUGGUAAUCCCUUCAAGAUUGACAAGAGAAUGAUGGUGGAUGAAGCUGACAUAGACCUUGUUGGAAGUGGCAGUGGAGGACAUGGUGCAAGUGGAUCUCACCGGAGUGGUACAAAAAGAACUGCUUCUCAUUCUGGUAUUGACCCUGGAUCACCUAGACCUCCCAGUAAAAGGAAACCUGGUCCGAUACCAAAAGAUGUGGUUGUACGCAGACCAUCUUCACCAUUGCCAUCACUGUCUCCUUCUCGUAGCCCGCCAUCUUCUCCAGCACAUGUUUGGUCAACUCCGGGGUUUGCAGCAGAUCCUUUACCACCCGUUUUAACACCCAUGUUACCUCUCCCAGACCGCCCAUCAUCUGUGAUAUCUGACUCUGAAAAUGAUGACUCUAAUCUCUCCAGUCAGGAUAUUGGUGCAUCGGGGCCACCAAAGUUGGUUAUGGUGAAUGGUGACAUCGGUGAAAAUGGGGGACCACCACACUUGGGACCACGAUGCGUUUCACCUCCUAUGCAGGAAACUUUACCUCCUCCUGUUCUUGUGCCAUUGACAAACCAUUUAUCAGAACAGUUUCCAUUGAGUAGGCGACAAUCUCCCCCUUCUAGCCCAUCAUUUACAAAUCACUUGACAUUUGGAGAUACAGAUAUGAGAGAUCAAAACUUCAGCAGUGCUAAUCAGAUAGGUAGCAAUCAUGUUGGUACUAUAGGGCCAGAACCAUCAGUCAGAGGACAAAAAAGUAUUGCAUAUUCUGAAUUGAGCAAGAAGGAACUGGCUGAAAUAAAGAGACAUAAUAUGAAAGUGCGGACUCUGGCGUACAAAGAAGUGCGUAGGCCAGGAAAAAAUUUUGGUCCCCUGUUUAACCACCUAAAAACUAUGAAAGGUGACUUAAAUGUGAAAAUGAAACUGAUGCGGGAAGUGAUCCAUGAAUCAUUGCGUUUUAAACGACGGACAUUAGCAAAUUUGCUUGAAGAAUUCUUGCACACAAUGGUUGCGAACUCUAAUCAUAACAUGUUAUUGAUUCAUCCUCAGAAUAAUAACGGUGCGACAAAAUUAGGAUGAAACAUAAUACAUAAAAAGUUUUAUACAGAUCUAUUACACAUUUUCAGAUGGCAGUAAGAGAUCUAUUUUGUGAAGUAUGUACUCCAUUUAUUGUAGGGAGUAAACUGUUGCCUUUGAUGUUUAGUAUUGUAGUAUUUGGAACAGAGAUCUGUCUGCUCACAGUCACAAUGGAUAAAGUUCAGUAGCCUCCAAAAUUGAUUUCCCAAGGAAAAUUUGUCUUUCUGGGCAUUAUUUUUGCAGUAGCACAACAAACUAGGACUGAUAUGUUAUCACACAAAUCUAAUUUGUUCUAAAUACAGAAGCAAUUCUACAUAAUGCCUGUGAAAGAAAAACCAAAAGAAAAUUUCAGUAUUUAUGUAUUUCAGAUCUCUCAACGUGAAGUUACAUUGAAAAGCAGCAUUAAAAACAGUUCAUCUUUCCUCAAACACUGCAUAUAACAUUAAACGGGUAUUUUUUGUAAAAACCACCAGUAGGAUGUACGUAGAAAAAGGUUGUCUGAUAACAUAGAUUUUUGUGGGCACUCAGUGCCAAUCUGUACAAAAGUGUGUCUGUUGUUGUUUUUGAUAGGUUUUUAACUUGUUGAAUUUACUAUUUUGUUGUGCUGUUCUGAGGUCAUGGUGAGAUUGGACAUUGUUAUAGCGAUCUUUGUGUUGUGUGUUUCAACAAUGUUUAAAAUCGAGAUGUCACCCCCGAUCAUGCUUUAAACAAGGGAGAGUGUUGAAGAAGAAGUAAUAGGACUCUUUUUUUUUUUAUCAGUUGGCUGAUAGUUUUAAAAGUGCUGGCUCACACCGUCUUUCGGUACCGAGAAUUUUAUUCCAGUGUGAAUAUUUGUUACAAAUGUAUUAAAUUAUUAUUUUACACAUAUAGAAUGGAGUGGUAAGUUAUUUUUCAGAUUUGGCAUUAUUGGUCUCCCACUUCUAACACCAGGUAAGUUCGCUGCUGUAGCAAAAUUAAGUCAUUUUAUAACCAAACACACAAGUAUCAUAGAAUAUUUUUGUUGUUGUUGUUAGGGAGUUGUUGCAUAAGCCCUUAUUGUGAAUUACAGUAGUGUUAUCAGGAAGAUCAGAAUAUCUUGACAUAUUCUUGUUUUACUAAGUAUUGGUUGUGAAUUUGGACUGAGCCAAAUCAAGAAGUGAAUGAAUAUCUCACACUCUAUCGUCGAAACACUUUCUGUUAAGAAAACUAGAUUUUAUUUCUGAUGGAAUUGUAAAGUUAUAGGCUAC
Messenger RNA from Schistocerca cancellata (South American locust), 4320 nucleotides. Its product is annotated as integrator complex subunit 6-B-like. Gene Ontology annotation, biological process: snRNA 3'-end processing. Bases 14 to 3097 code for a protein of 1027 amino acids. The record is from RefSeq and is a predicted model, not a curated record. Gene Ontology annotation, cellular component: integrator complex. NCBI's taxonomy places the organism in Eukaryota, Metazoa, Arthropoda, Insecta, Orthoptera, Acrididae. The transcript has 15 exons.